AGGUUCCUCUCUGGGACCCAAUUUUUAAUUCCUCAAAGCCACAAAGUCUCUUUCAAUUUUUCCUCCGCUUUUCAAACGCAGACACCUCCCCCACCAUUUCAAUCCCACAUUUUCCAACACCACACCAAGAAAAACCAAAGAGAACUCCCAUGAAUAGUCCUUAUCAUCUCCAAGUUUUUUGUUGAUCUGUGCUGCUGAUCAUGAUCAUCAAGAACUUGAGGGUUUUCAAGGGUGCACGUUUUCGGAGAUUUCUAUGUAUAAAAUUUGAUGUUGAGGUCGGUAGUUAUUAUGGUUCUGCUUGCUCUUUCUCUUCUGCUACUGCCGGUGGUUUUGCCACCCUUGUCGCCGCCUCCGUUGUUGUUCUUGUUUGUUCCUGUUUUUAUCAUGAGUGUUCUCGUUUUAUUGGCUUUAUCUCCUUCUCAUGAACCCAAUAUCGCCGUCGAUAAUACUGUUUGAAUCAAACAAGAAUCUUCGACCGAUCUUCCUCCUUGGAACUCAUCUCAUCUCAUUUCUUGAUUCACGAAAAGCUUGGAUGAUUGAUGGAUGAAAGCAGCAAAUCAAGAACAGCUCUCCAAGCGACUCUCUCAGAAAUAAAGAAGAAGAUGA
This is a messenger RNA of Manihot esculenta (cassava), 606 nucleotides long. Its product is annotated as protein ORGAN SIZE RELATED 1-like. The transcript has a single exon. Lineage: Eukaryota; Viridiplantae; Streptophyta; Magnoliopsida; Malpighiales; Euphorbiaceae. The record is from RefSeq and is a predicted model, not a curated record. Bases 268 to 456 code for a protein of 62 amino acids.